Messenger RNA from Fusarium pseudograminearum CS3096, 1866 nucleotides. RefSeq lists its product as uncharacterized. Lineage: Eukaryota; Fungi; Ascomycota; Sordariomycetes; Hypocreales; Nectriaceae. The transcript has 4 exons. The record is from RefSeq and is a predicted model, not a curated record. The coding region runs from base 1 to 1866 and encodes 621 amino acids.
AUGUCUUCUAAUGGAACCAUUGCCUCUAAUGACAUCGAUAUCACUCCGAAUCAUGCAUUGAUAGAUAGUAUCACUGUCAUUGGGAGGGCUUAUCUCCAUCGCCAACUGACGAUGUCAUUCACUGGUUGUGUUACCACACCAAGAUUCACAGUGUCAUCCAUCACUCAGCAACCUCAAACGUCACUCUUGGAAUCGAUGGCACAAGACGCGACGACACGGGAUCCUUCGGAUGACCUUGACGGAGAUAUCUUGACCUUCUCAGAACUCGAUUUUGCAAGACUAGGACUUGUGAAUAAAGAGUCGAGCCAACAAUUCUCACCCGAUUUCAGCCUUUCAACACAGGAAUACCCAUUCCCUACACAUAACGAUGUCUUUGCUCCAGAGCAAAACUUCUUCACAGACGACUUUCCUCUAGAUCUAACGGCAAAUACACAUAAUGAACUGUGGCUCGAUCCGGAAUUAAGUCUUCAAUCAUGGCAAACAACUCCGCCAAUGCAACCAGACAAUGGCCGAGAUAUCUCACCGCUUAAUACAACUCAUGGUACCAUCGGGACGCCUUCGCUGGCCAGCCCCUCAUUUGAUCAAGCCUUUGCAGGCCUUUCGCCACUAGAAAGUCAGCACAACAGCCUCCCACGACGCAGGAGUCAAUAUUUCAGAAGCCAAUUACAAGGCACCCCAAGCGAGCCUGUUUCGAUUCCCCGAUCAAGCGUCCGGCGCGACAGUAAUCGCAACCCCAUGCAGAGAUGGCAAAAUUCGCCACCUGAAGCCGAGCCAGCCUCGUUAUCCGCUAUAGCCGAUGCCCUUGAGAAAACACCACUGCGAAAACGGUCGUCAGCUGGAAGUUUGGGCAGUCGUAGGGUUGCAAGUCGCGCAGGAUCCAUCACAAGUUUUGGAAGCGUAACGAGUUGCUCAACUGCUUCUGUUGGAUCACCGCAUUCUACCGCACGACGGGGAAGAGUCGCCAAAUCGAAACGUGUGUCUGCUAACAAGGGCAAGAGCAAGUACGAUUGGGCACGACAUGAGAGGUCGCUUCAUCUAGAUCUACAAGGUUGGCGAUGUACACCUUUCGGAGGGACGGUCAUAUCUCCAGAUACAGGACGAAGUCAUUGUGCAUAUUGCAGUCAACUCGAUCCAAGUGCAGACCAUCUCGAAACUCAUAACCACGCCGGCUGUCAGAACGACGAUAAACCGCAUAUUUUCCGUCGCAAAGAUCAUCUCGUUCAACAUCUACGACUAGUCCACCACGUCAAGACACUACCCAUCAUUGAUGCAUGGAAAGUCGAAGGGCCGCCGAUAAAAUCGAGGUGCGGGAUCUGCGAUAUUCGAAUGGAAACUUGGCAAGAACGAGUGGAACAUCUGGCCAAACAUUUCCGCAGGGGUGAUACGAUGGAAGCCUGGAGGGGCGAGCACGAUUUCGAGCCGCAUGUCAGUGCAAGAGUGACGAAUGCUCUGGCACCGUAUAUAAUUGCAGCAGAAGAACGAGCCCCGGUACCGUUUUCUGCCACUGACCCGAGCUCGAGGGAUCAUUUCCAUCAGAUUGUGAAGAAUGCUGGGGCUGAAGUUGAAGCAGCGAAACAAGUUGAUGGGGAAAUGCCGGUCUCCCCAGAGACAUCACCUCUACCCCAACAGCCCGUUGCCGCAGAUAUCAGCUCAAUGUCUUUUCCAGAAUUUCUGGUACAUCAUUUAGGACGCUAUGCACAACAGCAGAUGAGUCUCGGUAUCAUGCCGACGGAUGAGAUGUUCCAGAUAGAGGCGAGGAGGCUUGUUUAUAAUACUAUGGACCCGUGGGAUCAGACGUUGGCAGACAACAAAGAUUGGCUUUCAUAUUUUCGAAAUUGUUAUCUUGGCGGUUCUUCUAGCGGAUAG